Molecule: messenger RNA, 3345 nt
Organism: Cucumis sativus (cucumber)
Lineage: Eukaryota; Viridiplantae; Streptophyta; Magnoliopsida; Cucurbitales; Cucurbitaceae
Product: chromosome transmission fidelity protein 18 homolog
Exons: 23
Coding region: 95-3013 (972 amino acids)
Molecular function (GO): ATP hydrolysis activity; ATP binding
Source: RefSeq, a predicted model, not a curated record
AUUCCCAUUCCAUCUCCCGCCGUCGUCAAAGACGAGAGUUCAUUUGCCAGUCACCGGAAAGGCGAAUCGAUCAUUGUUGUCAAAGAACGGCCAAAUGGAUAUGGACAUUCCUCUUCCCGACGAGCUCGAACUUCUUGAAUCAGACUUACAUCUCUAUGAAGAUUAUUUGGAACCUGAAGUGUACGAAAUCGAGGUGGAUGAAGAAAAGCGGGACAAAGAGUCAUCAGGCAGUCCAAUUCUGCAAUCGAACUCGCCCGAUUUCUCCAGUGCUGCAUUGAACUCGGUCACCGAAUCUUCUUCAGAGAAUGGGCUUAAGCGACUGAGAUCGGACGAUGCUGAUGUACUGAGGGAUUCGGUUUUGGACGACGUGGAGCCUUCAGGAGGGAAGAGAAGCAGGACUGACAAGCCAGAGGUGGAGAACGAGGAGGAUUGGCUUCGAUAUUUACCGCCUACCGAAAACAAUUCUAUGGCGGAAGAAGAAACGAAUUUGGCAGUGAAGGAAAAGACGGUUUUUAGGUUUGUAUCGGAAAUAGAUGGCGAUUUUAUUCCGAUAACGGCACCAGAUAGCGAUGAAAGAGUUUAUGUGAAGUUGAGUCGAUCUGGGGACAAGGAGGAAUCGAAGAAAUUGGACUUGAAAGAGCGUCAUGGAGGUAUAAUGCAAGAAAAUAUCAAUGUUUUACUGGAAAGAGCGGAAAAGGAGGCUUUGACCAAGACCUUGGAGGCUAGUUAUGACACUCAGCUUGAUGCAAUGCCCCCUCAAGAACCAGUGAUGCACGAGCGACUUUGGGUGGACAAAUAUUCUCCAAGUUCUUUUACAGAGCUUCUUAGUGAUGAACAAACAAAUCGCGAGGUUCUUCUAUGGCUCAAACAAUGGGAUUCAUGUGUUUUUGGUUCUGAAAUUAGAACUACAUCAGAUGAAGUUUUAUCUUCUUUAAGGCGACACUUUUCCAUGGCUCAGCAUCAUAAGCUCUCUAGCUUGAGUUCUACUAGGAAGAAUAAGUUUCCAGGAUGGAAGGCUGGUAAUUUUCGAGAUUCUACUUUUUCAGAUAAUAAAGAAGGUACUACAGAAGGCAUUCAGGAUACAUGGAGCAAGAAAAGUAGACUUCCAAGUCCACCAGAACACAAGAUUCUUUUACUCUGUGGUCCACCAGGACUUGGCAAAACUACACUUGCUCACGUAGCUGCCAAACAUUGUGGCUAUCAUGUGGUGGAGAUCAAUGCUAGUGAUGAUCGGUCGUCAUCAACAAUUGAAUCCAAAAUUCUUGAUGCCAUUCAGAUGAACUCUGUAUUAGGAGAUGCCAGGCCUAAUUGUCUGGUAAUUGAUGAAAUUGAUGGAGCCCUUGGUGAUGGCAAGGGUGCAGUGGAUGUCAUUCUAAAGAUGGUCUCUGCAGACAAAAAAGCCGAAAGGGAAAAUGGUUCCAAAGACCAGCCAGGGAAAAGAUCUUCCAAGAAAGGGCAAAGAAGUGUUUCUUUAAUUAGACCUGUGAUAUGUAUAUGUAAUGACCUAUAUGCACCCGCCUUGAGAUCAUUACGUCUGGUGGCAAAGGUUCAUGUAUUUGUUCAGCCAACCAUCAGUCGUAUAGUGAGCAGACUCAAGUACAUAUGUAACCAAGAGGGAAUGAGAUCGAGUUCUGCAGCUCUUUCAGCACUUGCACAGUUUACAGAAUGUGACAUUCGGUCUUGUCUGAACACUCUUCAGUUUCUCUACAAGAAGAGAGAAACCCUUUCCGCAGAGGAGGUAGGUUCUCAAGUGGUUGGACAAAAGGAUAUAUCUAGAAGUGUCUUUGACAUUUGGAAAGAGAUUUUUCAUACAAGAAAAUUGAAGCUUCAAAGUAGAUCAGUUAGUAAAUCCAGGAACACAUGUGAUAAACUUGAACAUUUGUACUCACUUUUAUCAUAUCGUGGUGACUAUGAGUUGAUUUUGGAUGGGAUUCAUGAAAAUAUUUUGCAGCUUAAUUAUCAUGACCCAGUGAUGCAUAAGACUGUCAAAUGCCUUGAAAUGCUUGAAGUUUCAGAUCUCAUGAACCAGUAUAUCAUGCAGACUCAUCAAAUGAUCCUUAAUGUUUAUCAGCCUUCUUCCAUAAUUACCAUACAUCGGUUGGUGGCUCAAGUUCAAAGACCAAAUAUUGAAUGGCCUAAAUCUUAUCAAAGAUGUCGGGCACUGGUAUUGGAAAAGAUGGAAAAUUUGAGGUCUUGGCAUUGCAGAGUUCCUCCACUUAUUUCAAGGCAUAUUAACUCUAAGACAUUUGUGGAAGACUUGGUUUCGCCUUUAUUGCAUAUUAUAUCACCUCGAACUCUUAAACCGAGGGCAAUGCACCUACUGUCGGAAAAAGAGAAGGAUGAUUUCACUCAGUUAGUUAAUGUCAUGGUGUCUUAUGCUAUCUCGUACAAGCAAAUAAAAACAGAUCCUCAUUCCAAUAGCUCCAGACAUGAAGCAACAUUAGAUGGUUCAGUUUUUGCUUUAGAUCCCCCCAUAGAUGGAUUUGUUUGCUUUAAGGACUAUGAAAGCUGCCAUAACGUACUUGCAUUAGCUGUGAAGCAAUUAUUGGUUCAUGAGGUUGAGAAUAAAAAAAUCUUGCAAGGGAGCAAUGGAAAAUUGGAGCCUCUAUCAGAUGCCAAGCAGGUAAACCACGAAGGCACCAGGGACAAAUCUUCAAAAGGUGGACUCACGAAAACGGAAUGCGUAGCUUUAUCGGCUAAAAACAACACAGAAGGUCAAAAAUCAUAUUCAACGCAGCACCAUCCAAGUACCUCAACUUCAGCUUCCGAUGGGAACUCUGCUCCAGGUGUUAAUCUAAAGUCCUCCGGUGUCCGGAAAAACCCCUCCUUGGGAUCCUCAAGUUUUUUUGAUAGGUUCCGAAAACCAGGCAGUAAAGGCUCUCAAACUACCGAUUCCAUCGACAAGAAGGAAAUUACGUUGCAAAGAGAUCUUCGUCCAUUGCUGUUUAAAUUUAACGAGGGUUUCACGAAUGCAAUAAAGAGACCGGUUCGGGUUCGUGAUUUUCUUCUAUGAUAAAUAACUUACUCAUCCUAUCCAGCGGCUAUUUUAUGGUAGCAGUGCACGUAAGUUUCCAGUUUGUUUAUCUUGUAUAUCAAUCAUUAUAUCCUGUUAGAGUCCUAUUCAAUUUUACACUACAAAUAGAAAAGGGAAAAGAAACAUAUAUAUAAGCUUUAAUUGUAACAUAUCCUCUGCUCUUGGCCUCUUACACUUACUAUUGGCAAGGUUGAUAGUUAAUAUUUGUCUUUUAAAUUACAUAUAUGUAUAUAUACAUAUUUGCAUAUUCUCUAGGAAUCUAUAUCAGAUCCUGUUUGAAAAUGAAUUUGAAGAACUUGUACUUUUUGGAA